AUGCAGCAUAAGCCUCUGUGAACGUGCGGAGAAUCCAAAGACCCGGACUGGAGUUUUCUAGCGGUAUUUCGUCUGGCUCGGACAACUCUGGAGAACUUCUGUAAUCAUCAGAGUAGAAGAUGUCGUCUUUAUAUGGCGGGAAAUCCGUGGAUCACAAUCACAAGGCUAAGGAUGCGUUUGUGAGAGUGCGGAAGAGGGAUUUAGAGAAAUUAACAACAGAAGUCAUGCAGCUGAGAGAGUUCCUGCCCCGAGUUCUGAAUGGUGAUCUGACUGAAAUGCUUCACAAAGCCCGGAGAGCAGAGACAAAGAAGGAACACCUGGAGCAGGAACAGAAUCAGCUGAGACAGGACUGCUCACAUCUUCAGUCUCGGCUGGAGGCAGCGCACUCUGAAUGUCAGAAAGAAAGAGAGGAGAAGUUGCUGCUGCGUGAGCAGCUGUGGCAGAGCGGAGCAGAGCUGCAGCAGCAGGCCGACUUCUGCUCCACCCUGGCUUCUGCAGCCUGCAGCCUCCUGUGGAGUGGCUCGUCCAGGGAGGAGACGGUGACUACCUGGCUGGCUGAUGGAAAGCUCCCCUGCUUCCUGACUGUUACUGCUCAGACUCUGGAGAGUUUCGUCAAGUCCAUGGGUGACGAGAUAAAAACUCAACCCGGGGACCACAACUCUCAAGAGCACCAGUUUGUGUUGGCUCUGGUAGGGACAAUCACAAAUAUAGCAGCAGUAACAUGUGGGCGGGACUUCCUGUCCAGCUCAGGACACGUCCUGCUGGACACGCUAAUGAAGCUGCUGCAGCUGAUGAGGCCUUCCAUCUUCCCCAAACUGAAAGUGUUGAUGCUGAUGGCUUUGUAUAAUGUGAGCAUCAGCAUUAAAGGACUGAAGUUCAUCAUUGAGAAUAAAGAUCUCAUUCCACUCAUCUGGACGCUGUUGGAUGAUGAGCAUUGGGAGGUGUGUCUCCACUGCCUGCGCCUACUCCAGUCCGUUCUGCUGGAAGAGGAUGUUGUGCUGCUUCUCGGCUCCUCGUUGCUGGAUCCGGAGCUCCAGGCUCGGGUUGGCCGGCUCACCUCCAGCCUGCAGCCCAGCCUGAAGGCCACAGCUCAGCAAACCCUGGAGGACCUACAGGCCCUCCGAAGUACACAACCCUGCCGUAAAGAUGGAAACCUGUUAAAGAUUUGGCUCUUCUCCGUGUGUUUACAAAGUUGUGUAUGUUUUCCAGGUCCGGUUAGAUAAACCCAGAAGUGUGAACUCUGGAUUCUGCAUCUUCAGUUUGCUUGUUGUCACCCAUUGCUGUCUUUCAGUUAGAUUUGAGCUGACCUGAAGGGUUCUGAAUUGAUUGAUUUUAUACUUCUAAUGCUACACUGUUAAACUGUUUUUCAUUAUUAUUCAUGGUAUGUUUAAUUGACUUAUUAACCAUAAAAAUGAUAGUUACACUUCUCA
Poecilia reticulata (guppy) is the source of this 1430-nucleotide messenger RNA. RefSeq names its product heat shock transcription factor 2 binding protein (gene hsf2bp). The record is from RefSeq and is a predicted model, not a curated record. Lineage: Eukaryota; Metazoa; Chordata; Actinopteri; Cyprinodontiformes; Poeciliidae. Gene Ontology annotation, cellular component: cytosol.